Messenger RNA from Zea mays, 2247 nucleotides. Lineage: Eukaryota; Viridiplantae; Streptophyta; Magnoliopsida; Poales; Poaceae. The record is from RefSeq and is a predicted model, not a curated record.
ACAAGCGGCCCCUCCGGUGGCUUCUCAUUCAUUGUUGAUUGAUUGAUCCUCCCCGCCUCACUCCUUUGUCUCCUCGCCUCGUGCUCGCUCGCUCCCCUCGCCCUGGCGAGGAGGGCAGCAGAAACCCUAGCGGCUCAGGCCGGGCGGGGGUUAGAUGCUCCAAGGUUCGAGAGGGAAGGGUAGGUUAGUGGUGCGCCAUCGACUAUGGGCUGCGUCUUCGGCCGGGCGGCUGCGUCGUCCUCUGCAGCGCCGAAGAAGAAGUGGGGCAAGGGGAGGUCGUCCCCGCAGCCCGAAGCGGGGUCGCCCUCCGCAGUCGCCGCCACCGACGGGGACGGGAGGCCGCGGCGGCGGCUCGGGGGCCGCAGGGCGUCGGGACCCAGGCAGGGUUGCGUCCCCGCUGCUGCCGCGGCGGAGCAGCUCGCCGCCGGUUGGCCACCGUGGCUCGUCGCAGUCGCCGGGGAGGCCCUCCGCGGCUGGGCGCCGCGCCGCGCCGACACGUUCGAGAAGCUUAAUAAGAUAGGAUCGGGCACGUACAGCAACGUGUACCGGGCGAGGGACACCGUCUCUGGCCGGAUCGUCGCUCUUAAAAAGGUCCGCUUCGAUAACCUCGAGCCAGAAAGCGUCAAGUUUAUGGCCCGGGAAAUACUGAUCCUAAGGAGACUCGACCACCCCAACAUCAUCAAAUUAGAGGGCUUGGUCACCUCCAGGAUGUCAUGCAGCCUUUACCUUGUCUUCGAGUACAUGGAGCAUGAUCUUGCUGGUCUUGCGGCAAGUUGUGAUGUCAAGUUCACGUUGCCUCAGAUAAAAUGUUACAUACAGCAGCUGUUGUCAGGGCUUGAGCAUUGUCAUGACAAUAAUGUAUUGCACCGGGAUAUCAAGGGGUCAAACUUGUUGUUGGAUAAUAAUGGGAUUCUUAAGAUUGCGGAUUUUGGGCUGGCAACAUUCUUUGAUCCACGACAUAAACGACCAAUGACGAGCCGAGUGGUCACGCUAUGGUACCGUCCACCAGAAUUGUUACUUGGUGCCACUGAGUAUAGUGUAGGUGUUGAUUUGUGGAGUGCUGGAUGCAUUCUUGCAGAGCUCCUGUAUGGAAAGCCCAUAAUGCCUGGGCGCACUGAGGUGGAACAGUUGCACAAGAUUUUCAAGCUAUGUGGUUCCCCUUCUGAGGAGUACUGGAAGAAGUCUAAAUUGCCACACGCAACAAUAUUCAAACCUCAACAACCCUAUAAACGUUGCAUCAGGGAGACAUUUAAAGAUUUUCCUACAUCGGCUCUGCCAUUGGUUGAAACUCUGCUUGCAAUUGAUCCAGCUGAGCGACAAACUGCCUCAGCUGCAUUACACAGUGAUUUUUUUUCAACCGAGCCUUAUGCUUGUAACCCUUCAAGUCUGCCAACAUAUCCACCAAGCAAGGAGAUGGAUGCCAAGUUAAGAGACGAGGAGGCUAGAAGACUACGAGCGGCUGCAAAGGCCAAGGGAGAACAGAAAAGGACUCGACCACGUGAUCGAUCUCGGAGGGCUGGACCAGCACCAGAAGCUAAUGCAGAGAUUCAAGCAAACUUAGACCAGAGGCGACGAAUGAUAACUCAUGCAAAUGCAAAGAGUAAAAGUGAGAAGUUUCCUCCUCCGCAUCAGGAUGGAGGUACGGGUAAUCCGCUUGGAUCCUAUCAUCAUAUGGAGCCUAUGUUCGAGCACCAGGAUGCUUCCUUCAGUACAGUAGUCCCCAUAGAGAAGGGGACCUCACAAACAUGGUCCGGGCCGUUGUUUGAUCCAGCAGCUCUCGGGCAGUCGAGGCGGAAGAAGCAAACUACCCUAGAUGCUAAGGCUGCUGCUUACUCAAAGCAGCUCCAAAAGGAAAAGGGAGGGAUACGAGCCCGAUAACAAAAUGUCGUUUUCCUGGUGAGCAUGUGGAGGGACCGUGGGAAAGGUUCAUCGCCUACGGAUGAAUUUUCUUGUUUUGUUCCUCUGGUGGUUGGAAACAGGCAACAAUGCGCUGCUGUAGGGUGAAGUCUUCCGGAUUGUGUACAUGUCAUGUGGUAGCGUUUCCAAGUACUGUUUAGAUGCUUCUGAACAAGCUGCCGUCACCCGGACGGGACUUUAGGGGUUUGAGACUCGUAUUUGUGCUCUUUAUGGCAAUUCAGUUGCCCAUGUGUAUAUAUGGAGCAAUUCUUUCUUGUGUAUGUACAGAGACGGCGGUAGCUUUGAUUUCUUAAUAAUGAAUCAAGUGUGAUGGCGACCUUCCUCACGUAA